Molecule: messenger RNA, 606 nt
Organism: Talaromyces amestolkiae
Lineage: Eukaryota; Fungi; Ascomycota; Eurotiomycetes; Eurotiales; Trichocomaceae
Exons: 2
Coding region: 1-606 (201 amino acids)
Cellular component (GO): cytosol; mitochondrion
Molecular function (GO): peptidyl-tRNA hydrolase activity
Source: RefSeq, a predicted model, not a curated record
AUGGCCGCACCAGUAACCCCCGACAACGUGCCGACUACUGCCUCUUACGUAUUCGCGACCGCUAUCAUUGCCGGCGUCGUUGGCUACUUUGCUGGUCAAGGUGCUUCGCUCGGUUUAUUCGGUUCUUCGCCGGCGGCGACUGGAGCAUCGAAGUCGAAGCGCGCGACGAAGGAAAAGGAAACAAACGAGGAAUCAGAGUCUGAGGAAGACGAAGAUGGUGCUGAGUUAGCGACAUUUGAUGGUAAUCAGGACGAGGUGAAACUUGUUCUCGUUGUGCGGACAGAUUUGGGGAUGGGCAAGGGAAAAAUCGCCGCCCAAUGCUCCCAUGCCACCCUCGCCUGCUACAAAUACUACUUCUCCAAAGACCCCAACUCGCCCAUCCUCAAGCGCUGGGAAAACGGUGGACAGGCCAAAGUUGCUCUGCAAGUCAAGACGGAGGAUGAAAUGUUGGUAUUACAAGCUCAAGCGAUGAGUCUGGGACUUUGCGCGCGCGUGAUACAGGAUGCUGGACGAACGCAGAUAGCUAGUGGAAGCAGGACGGUGCUUGGUGUUUUGGGACCGAAGACGGUUGUUGAUCAGGUCACUGGUCACUUGAAACUUCUUUAA